This is a messenger RNA of Penicillium expansum, 2673 nucleotides long. Its product is annotated as Zinc finger, DHHC-type, palmitoyltransferase. Gene Ontology annotation, cellular component: endoplasmic reticulum; Golgi apparatus. Lineage: Eukaryota; Fungi; Ascomycota; Eurotiomycetes; Eurotiales; Aspergillaceae. Gene Ontology annotation, biological process: peptidyl-L-cysteine S-palmitoylation; protein targeting to membrane. The transcript has 4 exons. The coding region runs from base 1 to 2673 and encodes 890 amino acids. The record is from RefSeq and is a predicted model, not a curated record. Gene Ontology annotation, molecular function: protein-cysteine S-palmitoyltransferase activity.
AUGGCCACCUUGGCCUCGUCACCCCCGACCUCGCCCUCGUGGCCCAAACGACGCCCUCGAGCAUGGGCCCUCCGCUGCGAACGAUACUGCUGUGCAGCAGCAAGCUGCUUUCCGCUCGCCUUUGUCUACGGCAUCACCACCUGGGCAGUAUACGUUGCUGUCAGCAUUGGCAUCAGGCCCUCACGGAGUGACUGGAUUGGGGUCCCAAGCUCCAUCGUCGCAUUUUCCCUCUACGCCAUCCUCAACUUCUCAUAUACCGUUGCCGUCUUCACUGAUCCGGGGUCACCGCUCUCUACAUCUCGCGGGGCCGACCGUCACGAGUACAGCGCCCUUCCUCCUUCCGAGCACCCGGAGUUCACAUCAUAUACUGUCACCUCGACUGGUGAAUCAAGGUACUGCAAAAAAUGUCAGUGUCCGAAGCCGGACCGUGCGCACCACUGCUCGACAUGCAAACGAUGCGUCCUCAAGAUGGACCACCAUUGUCCCUGGUUGGCAACCUGUGUUGGGCUGCAUAAUUACAAGGCAUUCCUGCUGUUUUUGAUCUACACCUCGAUAUUCUGUUGGGUUGUUUUUGGCAUUGCGUCCGUUUGGGUCUGGACUGAGAUCCUGAACGAUACCCAGUACAUGGAUACUAUUCUCCCAGUCAAUGUAGUUCUUCUGGCUAUCCUAGGCGGCAUCAUUGGACUGGUGCUGAGCGGAUUCACAGCCUGGCAUAUCAGUCUCGCUAUACGGGGUACCACCACCAUUGAAUGUUUGGAAAGGACCCGAUAUGUGUCGCCAUUGCGCAAAGCACUAGACAGACACCGGAAUGAACAGGCUCCCAACAACAACUAUUGGGGCGAGCCGGGCGAGGAAAGCAUAUCCACCCGACUGCAAGGAUAUGGGAAUCAGAUAAUCGAUGCCCACGCCAAUGCAAUCCCAGGAGUGACCCGAGCCGAAGAGGGCGAAGAGGACAUGUAUCCUGUGCCGCGCCCAUCAGGGCCCCCUGACGGCUCAGGCAACGGCCUCACGCCAGCGCAGCAAGCGUUGACCCGUUCAUACGCCGAAAUGGAGCGACAGCGCGAGCACUCCCGAUACGAGGAGUACCAAAACGACGAAGACAACGAGAAAAUGCCCAGCGCGUUUGACCACGGCUGGCGGCGUAACCUGCUCCACCUUUUCGGCGACCGACCGCUCCUCUGGGCUCUGCCCAUUUGCAACACCACCGGCGACGGUUGGCGCUGGGAGCCCAGUGCUGAAUUCCUAGAAGCGCGUGAACGCAUGCGACAGCGUCGAGAACAAGAAUCUACCGAGGAGCAGCAGUACUACCGCGAGUUGUACCAGCGCAAUUUAGACAACAGUAAUAGUUGGAGGGAAGGCGCUGCACAGCCGCAACGGGUGCCAAAUCGCGGUAGCACGCCUGAUCGGCCUCCGACCUCUGUGUCGAUGCAGACUCUCGCACCCCGGUCGCCGAGACCGAGGCCUGGCGAUAGUGAUUAUGGCGAUGACGUGGAAGGGGGCGGGUUGUUGGAUCCGGGCGCUGGCCGCCAGCAGGCUGCACGUCCAUUUCUAUGUAGCAUGUUGAAGGCGUUUGAUUUGCAGCAUAACUAUGUACCACUGCCCAAUAACAUCAUCCCCGCAAAACCGGAACAACUGUCAUCUUCUCCCUCCAACAACCCCGAGGUCCAAUUCAACCUCCGAACAUAUUCCCAACUCCAAACUCCAAUUCCAAUCCCAUACAAAAGCGCAAACCCCAAAAUGUCCUCCCCCUCAACCCGCCGCCUCCUAAAAGAAAGCACCGACCUACACAAAAACCCAAGCCCAUACUUCACAGCCGCCCCAAUAAGCGACACAAACCUCCACGACUGGCACUUCACCCUCGCCGGACCCCCCUCCCCAUCCCCCUACGCCCAGGGCCUCUACCACGGCCGCAUAACCUUCCCAGCCACAUACCCACUCCGCCCUCCGUCCUUCCGCUUCCUCACGCCCUCCGGCCGCUUCGAAGUCAACCGCGAAAUCUGUCUCAGCAUCUCCGGCCACCACGAGGAGACAUGGCAGCCGGCUUGGGGUGUGCGCACUGCACUGCUAGGCAUCCGCUCUGAGAUCUUUGGUUCCGAGAGUCAGGGUCAGGUUGGGGGGAUGGAGGGGAGUGACGAGCUGCGGCGGGAGUAUGCGCGACUAUCGCUUGGCUGGUCUUGUCGGGAGUGUGGGGUUGGGAAUUUAGAGGCUAUGAGGGAAUUGUGGGGGGUUUGUCGGGAGCGUGGCGUUGAGGUUGAGGGUGAGGUUGCUGCUGUUGAUGGGGGUGUUGGUGUUGGUGCUAAUGCUGGUGUCGAGGGCCAGCGGGAGAUGGUUGAGGCUGAGACUGAUGCUCCGGCUGCGUCUUCGAGUCGGAAUUCUGGUAAUGAGGACCAGGAUCGAGGGGAUGGUGCUGGAGAGAGUGCUCCGCCUGCGGAAUCUGUUCCGGGUCCUUCUGCGUCUGCACCGGUGCCCGCGGCGCAAGUACAGGCACAGGCACAGCUAUCUACUAUACAAGCACCGGCUGCAGCUGUUAUUCCUACGCGGACAAGCUCCUCUCAACUGGAUUCGACGGAGUCUCCAUCUGAAAGUGUCUGGCUGGACCGGGCUAUCAUUGGUGUCGUCGUUGCUCUUGUCUUGUUGAUAUUGCGCCGAGUGGCGAACGUCGACGAUUUGUAA